Molecule: messenger RNA, 894 nt
Organism: Iphiclides podalirius (scarce swallowtail)
Lineage: Eukaryota; Metazoa; Arthropoda; Insecta; Lepidoptera; Papilionidae
Source: the annotation of a GenBank genome assembly
AUGUCAUCCCUAAUAGAAUUCCUUAUAGUCAGCAAUAACCCGCAGUCGCCGUACCGCACGGACGAGUUCGAGCUGGCGGAGGGCGGGCCGUUAGAUUGGAUGUCAUCCCUAAUAGAAUUCCUUAUAGUCAGCAAUAACCCGCAGUCGCCGUACCGCACGGACGAGUUCGAGCUGGCGGAGGGCGGGCCGGCGCUGUGGCGGCGCGGCGAGCGCGAGCGGCCCACGCGCGCCGAGUACGUGCGCGUGCUGAGCGACGUGCUCUGCGUCAACAGGAACCUGUGCCUCUGCCGCCACUUCCACGCGCUCGACAUGGCCGCCGUCGAGAGGCGUUCGCCCCGGCUGAAGUUCAUCGACGUGUGGCCGGUGGGGCCGCUGCACGCGUCGCGCGAGGAGGCGUUCAGCGUGCGCGCGCUGUUCGCGCUGCAGCUGGCCGCCGUGGUGCGCUCGGCGCGUGGCUGGCAGCACCUGCGCCUGCGCGUGCACGUGCCGGACGGGCCCCCGCCGGGCGUCGUCGAAAGCGGUCCGGACCUCCGCUCCCGUCUGGAACACCUGCUGACCCUCCUCAGGAUCGACGCCACGAUACAUUGCGUGACAGAUUGGCCAGUUCUCGAAGAUGCAAGUCGGUGGGAUGAGGACUCGGAGGAUAGCACGAUAUACAGCAGGGUGCCCCUGAGCUAUCUGCAAAAGGUCAACGGCCUGAUGCGCGCUCGCUGCGCAGAGGGCACGGCCGUGGCGUUCGUGCAGCUGCCUCGGCCGCCCGCGCUGCCGGCGCAGCCCUCGCCCGCCGACGACCAGCCGUGCGCCCACUACCUCAAGGUACUAGACGAGCUCACCAAGGACCUCUGCCCCACGAUAUUGGUGCGAGGUCUGAAAUCCGUCACGUCCACCGCCCUA